Molecule: messenger RNA, 2530 nt
Organism: Zeugodacus cucurbitae (melon fly)
Lineage: Eukaryota; Metazoa; Arthropoda; Insecta; Diptera; Tephritidae
Product: homeobox protein B-H1
Exons: 3
Coding region: 371-1903 (510 amino acids)
Biological process (GO): cell differentiation; regulation of transcription by RNA polymerase II
Cellular component (GO): nucleus
Molecular function (GO): RNA polymerase II cis-regulatory region sequence-specific DNA binding; DNA-binding transcription factor activity, RNA polymerase II-specific
Source: RefSeq, a predicted model, not a curated record
CUUGCAGGUGCGGUUAGUCUUGUUUUGACGGUGGCGAAGAAAGUUAAAACUCCGUGGAUAUCCGUUGAAAUCAGUUUAUAUGAUAAAAAAACGUGUCUGCAAUUAAUUAAAAUUGUUAGUGUGAAAAUCAAUUUACAUACCGCAACAAUUGAGUGAUAUUUUUGUAUUGAAUUAAUCCAAAUACGUAUAUCUACGUUACUCAAAAAUACCGUGCAUUGUAUUGAAUUAAUCCAAAUACGUAUAUCUACGUUACUCAAAAAUACAGUGUUUUGUAUUGAAUUAAUCCAUAUACGUAUAUCUACGUUACUCAAAAAUACAGUGUUAUAAAACUAAAUUUUUAUAUUUCUACGUAUUUGGAAAUUGUGUGGUCAUGAAAGAAUCAAUGACAUUUAUAACUUCACCUUCAGCCACCAGUGAACAAAAGCAAAAAAUGUCGAAUAUAAAACCUAAUCGGUCACGUUUUAUGAUUAACGAUAUUCUAGCUGGAAGUGCCGCCGCCGCCGCAGCAGUAGAAGCGGCUAAUGCAGCUGGCGUGGCAGCGGCUGCUGUAUUUUACAAGCAUCAACAUCAUCAACAACAACAACAAAAUAUGAAUAAUAACAAUCACAGUGGGAACAACACAUCUCAAACUUCGUUUAUUCAAUGCUCCCAACCACCAUUUGAAUCUUCAACACCUGUACAACAGUCUGAUUCAUCACCAAUUCCAUUAACCAUGCACCAUCACUCUGCUCAUCUUCAACCGUCGCAAAUACAUCAUUCGAGGGGUCCAUCACAUACUCUAAUUCCACAACAUACACAAACACCCGUUAGCGCGGUUGCACAGAAAAUUCAUUUUCCCGUCGGCGCAACACAAAUUGGUUCAAACGGUAUAAAUGUAGUGCAAUAUGCGGCAGCAAUGCAACAGCAUUACGCGAAUGCAACUUCAGUCGCUCGCGACUUUGAUAACAAUAGUGAUUAUCAGGACAACGAAGAUUGUGACAGUGAAGUUGGGAGCGGCGGCCACUUGGACGAUAACAGUGUUUGUAGUAAUGGUGCUAAAGAUGAGGACGGUAAUAGCAUUAAAAGUGGUUCCACAAAUGACACACAUGGUUUGAGUAAAAAACAACGUAAAGCGCGCACCGCUUUUACAGAUCAUCAAUUGCAAACUCUAGAAAAAUCUUUUGAAAGACAAAAGUAUUUAAGUGUUCAAGAAAGACAAGAGCUUGCCCAUAAGCUGGACUUAAGCGACUGCCAAGUUAAAACCUGGUACCAAAACCGUCGAACCAAAUGGAAACGGCAAACUGCAGUGGGAUUGGAAUUACUAGCAGAGGCAGGGAACUUUGCAGCAUUUCAACGACUUUAUGGUGGAACACCCUAUUUGGGAGCAUGGCCAUAUCCUGGUUCACAGUCACCUCAUGCUGUCCCUGCUCCUUCGAGCAUUGAUUUGUAUUACCGUCAAGCAGCGGCAGCUGCCGCAAUGCAAAAGCCGCUUCCUUAUAAUUUAUACGCAGGUGUUCAUAAUGUAGGACCGCUUGCAAGCUUGCCAGUUUCUGCCACGUCACCUUUCUCUCACCUCUCAGCUUCCAGCUCGCUAUCUUCUUUAAGCAGCUAUUACCAAAACGCUUCGGCGGCAGCAGUAGCCGCAGCAACUGGUGCGACAUCGACUAGUAACCCAAUAGCUGUUGUCAAGCCGAUCGCUUCACCUCCAUUACCAUCUAUUGCAUCGACAGUAGGCCCACCGUCUCAAAUAAAUGCUGUAACAGAUCAGCGGUACUCACCAUGUUCACCUAUUCAACAGUCGCCUACAAGACAUAUCGUAUUAUCGCGUUCCCCCAGUCCUACUCUUAACCCAGGAAGCCCUCCAGGCAGAUCACGUGAAAGCUCCCAGCUCCAGUCUGACGAUGAUGAUCAAAUUCAUGUUUGAGUUUGAAGAUAACUUCGAAAAUAAAUUGGCCAAACGUACAUGCACAUUCAAAAUAUAACGUACGUACAUAAUAUAUUUUGUAAAGUAUGCAAAUGUAUUACAAUUAAGUUAAUAGAAUUAAUUUAUGUUGAUCCCUAUAUGCUUAUUCAUAAUAGAUAACUGCUAAUAAUAGUUGUGAUUGGGGGAUCGGUUCUCAUGUGCCGAUGAUUAUACACUCCAUAAACCUUUUACAUAUGAUUAUUAGUGUUUAAUUUAUGGGAAUUAUGAGAACUGUAAAGAAGGUUAUGCAUUAAGCAAAUACCGAUUAUUUAUUUAAUACACAUAGCGCGUUUAAUUAAUUAUUUAAGUCUUAUAUAAGAUAUAUGUAAAUUUUUAAAGUUAAUAAAAUCUAUGUAUGCAAUUUGAUUAAGUGUUGUGUGAAUUUUUAAACGUACCUAUUACAUUGAAUAAUAAAUGAUAUAUAAUUAAAACGAAAGGGAUAUAUCAUUUACUGUUGAAUUUUAUGGUUUUCCAAGUAACUCGAGGAGAAAAGUAAGUUUGAUUAAUUGAUCCAAAAGUUAUUAUUAUUUAAAGAAUAUUUCAAUAUCUAUUGCAGUGGAUUUGUCUUAAACCAACCAAUGCCCUUUC